Diaporthe amygdali is the source of this 3348-nucleotide messenger RNA. RefSeq names its product Aconitate hydratase. Lineage: Eukaryota; Fungi; Ascomycota; Sordariomycetes; Diaporthales; Diaporthaceae. Gene Ontology annotation, biological process: tricarboxylic acid cycle. The transcript is spliced from 8 exons. Gene Ontology annotation, cellular component: mitochondrion; cytosol. Gene Ontology annotation, molecular function: aconitate hydratase activity; 4 iron, 4 sulfur cluster binding. Bases 1 to 3348 code for a protein of 1115 amino acids. The record is from RefSeq and is a predicted model, not a curated record.
AUGUCGAGCACAAUUGUAACUCCGGGUCAAUUGAUCAGCAAUAGUGGUGUUAGGCUUGAAAAGAAGACUAUUACCUGGAGUAGUCUCGCAGUAGGCGCUGCGAUGAACAUCUUCCAGGUAUCUACGCUUGGUCAGCCUCUAGAAAAUGUCAAGACUUAUAAGCAGCAACCGCUAUUUGGGCUCGUGGUCCGAUCAGAGGCUCCUAUCAGGGACUUCUCCCAUGGGUAUGCCGUCAUUGAAGCCACUACCAAGGGAGCAAUAUUGAUUCUCACGUCUUCCGAGGUGUCUUAUCUCGCGUCGAACAAUCUUGGGCUCGCUCCCGCAAUAGCCGCCACGAUGGGAGGCGUGGCAGGGGGUGCCGCUCAGUCGUAUUUGACCAUGGGCAUGACCACGUGCAUGAAGACCGUAGAGGUCACGAGGAACAAGGAGAUAGCUAAGGGGACACGGGUACCCGGUACUAUGGAGACGUUCUUUAACAUUCUACGCACCCAGGGCAUUCGAGGGGUCAACAAAGGUGCCAAUGCAGUGGCUCUCCGCCAGAUUACGGGUUGGAGUAGCCGUAUGGGCAUAUCCAAAGCGGCGGAAGGGCCAAUUCGGACACUUAAAGGAAAAAGCAAGACGGACAAGCUGACUGUGUGGGAGAAGAUCGCAGCCUCCACGGUUGGUGGCGCUUUGAGCUGUUGGAACCAACCUUUCGAGGAUUCUUCCGAGGCGUUGUACCAAGAAUCGGAGUCGCUUCGUGGGCAACGAUAUGCAUGGUUGGACUCGGUGACCAAGUACGCCAGAGACUUGCGAGUUGAGGUCGAACUGGUUGAGUUUGGAAGAGAAAAACUCAAAACCAAGCGCAUUUCCGACCAGUGCCGUGUAGGAUCGGUUUUCAUGAAUGUCCAUGUCUUUGCAUUAUACAGAUCCUUGGAAGAUGCCGUUGUCGCCAAAAGAAAUAUCUUCAAACAGUGCAUUAGUAGGAGGGCUCAAGUCUCGUCCACUGAUGCAUGGAUGGUUGCGAGCGGAGGAGUUGGCAAAAAAUCGGAAAUGGACCAGACCCCUGCUGACAAGGAGCUUUUGAAGAACUACUUCGGAUGCAUCCGCAAACUCUCCCUGCAACAAUACCCAGGGCCCCGGCACUCCCGAGCUCCGAUCGGAACAAACAAGCAGACAAUGUUGAUACAGGAAAUUACCUGUCGCCUUUUUAUCAAUAACGCGGCCCAAUUGCUCUCCGGCAACGGUGCGUCCAUAAUGAACCUAUUCAGCAUCGCCAAUGACUGGACUGACGUGAUGGUAAGGCUCAACCGUCCAUUGACGUACUCUGAGAAGGUGCUCUACAGCCACCUUGAUAAUGUGCACGAGGCGGACAUCCGCCGGGGCGAAUCGUAUCUGAAGCUGCGCCCCAUCCGGAUAGCAUGUCAGGAUGCUACGGCGCAGAUGGCUCUCAUCCAGUUCAUGUCCUCAAACCUUGACAAAGUCGCAGUGCCAACGACUGUUCACUGUGACCAUCUUGUAGUUGCCAGGGAUGGAAGCAACACCGAUCUUGCCACCGCCAAUGACGCCAACCAGGAGGUCUACGACUUCUUGAAAAGUGUCUGCAAGCGUUACGGGGCUGGAUUUUGGAAAUCCGGAGCCGGAAUUAUCCACCAAAUUGUACUCGAAAAUUACGCCCUGCCAGGUGGUCUUAUGAUUGGCACAGAUUCACACACACCCAAUGCAGGCGGACUGGGUAUGGCUGCCAUCGGCGUCGGCGGUGCCGAUGCUGUAGAUGUCAUGGCCGGCCUCGCGUGGGAGCUGAAAGCUCCGAAGGUCAUUGGUGUCAAUCUCACAGGGAGGUUAUCAGACUGGGCAUCGCCCAAAGAUGUUAUUCUCAACCUUACAGGUCAACUUACCGUCAAGGGAGCCACGGGUUCCAUCAUUGAAUACUUCGGCGACGGCGUGAACUCUCUAUCAUGCACUGGCAUGUCGACCAUUGCGAACAUGGGAGCAGAGACGGGCGCGACCACCUCAAUAUUCCCCUAUACUGAACAAAUGGGCGAAUACCUCGAUUCUACAUCCCGGUCGAACAUAAGAGCUUCUGCUGAAGCAUUCGCGCCUAAUUUGAAAGCAGACCCCAACGCCGAGUACGACCACUUAAUCAAUAUCAACCUCUCCGAGAUCGAGCCGUUCAUCAAUGGACCUUCCACACCUGACUUGGCGACGCCAUCGUCCAAAUUCAAGAGCGAGGUCGAGAAGCACGGCUGGCCAAAACAAGUCAGUGCUGGGCUGAUUGGUUCUUGCACAAACUCGUCGUUCGAGGACAUGACCAGGGCAGCCAACCUUGCGAAACAAGCUCUCGCGGCGGGGUUGAACCUGCAGGCUCCCCUUUUCAUUUCACCAGGUAGCGAGUCCACGCGGGCGACUCUGGAGGAAGCGGGUGUUCUUGAUGUUUUCGAAGAUGCGGACGCGACAAUGUUGGCAAACGCCUGCGGCCCUUGCUGUGGGUCCUGGGACAGGACUGACAUGGAAAAGGUCGGUACAAAUGCCCCGUCUGCUGUGGCUUACUCGCUGACAAGUAGCAAGGGAACACCAAACUCGAUUGUCACUUCUUUUAACCGAAACUUCACCGGCAGGUUGGAUAGCAAUCCCGCCACAAGCAUUUUCUUGGCGUCUCCGGAGACCGUCAUCGUCAAGGCUUUCUCUGGCAAGCUCGACUUUGACCCUAGGACUGACUCGAUUGGGGACUUCAAGUUCGAAGCGCCUACUGCGCUUCCACUUCCUAAAGGCGGUUACGCUGAGGCAGACCAUGUUUUCACCGCACCGCCGGCGAAUCGUGGCGAUGUAGAGGUACUCAUCGCGACAGACUCACAACGAAUCCAGAGGCUCGCGCCUUUUCAUGCCUGGGAUGGCGCAGACUUUUUCGAUCUUCCAAUCUUGAUUAAGGUCGAGGGUAAAUGCACGACGGAUCAUAUAACACCAGCUGGACCAUGGUUCCGCUACCGCGGACACCUGGAGAACAUCUCAAACAACACCCUGAUUGGUGCGGUGAAUUCGGAAAACAAAAAGGUCAACAGCAUCCGUAAUGUCUUCACCGGCGAGUAUGGCACUGUUCCGGAGACAGCUAAGGACUACAAGCGACGGGGACAGCGAUGGGUCAUUGUCGCAGACCACAACUAUGGUGAAGGCUCCUCUCGCGAGCACGCCGCUCUCCAACCUCGGUUCUUGAACGGAGUGGCCGUCAUCGCGAAGUCCUUCGCGCGAAUACACGAGAGCAACCUGAAGAAGCAAGGUAUGCUGCCCUUAACCUUUAGCAAUAGCUCAGACUACAAUCGUCUCGAGCCGGAUGAUCGGCGCAUUGAACUUAAUGGCGCUGAAGGCGAGUGA